Messenger RNA from Effrenium voratum, 3538 nucleotides. NCBI's taxonomy places the organism in Eukaryota, Dinophyceae, Suessiales, Symbiodiniaceae. The record is from the annotation of a GenBank genome assembly.
AUGAGUGGCCCGAGUGCCAACACGGCAGGAGUUCGCGUCACCAAUGGUUUGGUGAGCUUCAUGUACCUCAUGACGAGCUCUGUAGUGAUACUGACAUAUGCGGCCGGCAGCGGUCAUCCAGUUCAGACCCCCACUGGCCUUGCUGACGCAGACAGGGCAGGGCCCUGGGCUCUUGGGCUGCUGGCCGGCGCCAGCCUGGUGUCCAUGGUGGCGGUGGUGCUGGCCGACAAGGCCUGCUUUGUCUGCGAGGACAAGCAUCGGACUGUAUGGUCGGCCAAGAACGAGCAGGUGCAGCCGACACGGCUCCCCAAACGUUGCUGCGGCCGGCGAUAUCUGCUGAAGGCCUCCGCCGUACACAAGACCUGGCGGUUUAGGCACUGGCUGUCCAUGUUCAGCGCGCUCUACGACUCCUACACCUUUCACAAGCAGCUGAAGCGCUCCUUCGAGUCCCAGACCUCCGAGUGGAAGAACUUCGGGGCCAUCCUCUUGGUGGCCCUGGUCACAGCUGUGGUGGGCUUUUUGGCGCUUCUGAUGGACUUCUGGAGCCUGAGGCGGCCGGAGCUGGGGGACAGAAACUUCCGGCUCAGCACGCUGUUCAAGUGCAUCCUGCUCUACAUGAAGCUUCACGUGUUGAAGGUGCCCUCCAAGAUCUCCAUGCAUUUGGAUGCCUCGAUGCUGGAGCCGCACGUGAACUAUGGCCUCAAAGGCCGCAUCCCGAUCUGGGUGUGCGCCAGCCGCACCUUGUGCCCGGUCUACUGUACGGUCAAGUUGAAGGGCAAGUGCACCUAUGCCGGCCAGCCAGCCUACAGCGGCUGCUUCUGCGAAUACCUGUCUGUGGGUAUCCCCGGGGCGGUUAACAGGCUCAUGGUAUUUGCGAAUUGCCUUGUCUCAAUCCUGGUGAUUUCGAUGCUGGCGAAUUCCCGGAUGCGCACCCGGGGCAUUUUCUCGGACCGCGGCGUUUUCUCCGCCGAGAUGUCCUUGAGGGCGCUGGGCUGCGUUUCCGUGCUGCCCACCGUCCUGCUGUCGAUGAACACUGUCUACCUCUCCGUCCCUGAGCUGGCGCAGCUGCACGUGUACUCUGCCACGGACUUUCUAGUUCUCACGGUGCCAGCUCUGCUCUUCAUCCUCUUGGCCAACGAGAUGGCCAGGCAUGUGGAGACUGGCUGCAAGGUGAGGAAAUUGAUGCAAGGGGAGUGGAUCGCGGUGUGCCCUCGCACCCGGCAGGUGCUGGACGCUGCGGAGGGCCUGGAGCACCUGCCGGGUGUGCAGCUGGAAGCCGUGGACGGGGCCUCGCUGAGUGAAGGUGUCAUUGCAGGCCCUGCGACACUGCUGGUCAAAGAGAGGCCGAGGUAUGGAUCUAUUUGGGUGUCCUCGGGCUUCAAGGCCUAUGUGCCUCUGGCGCACAUCUCCACGGCCGCCGCCAUAUGGCUGGUGUGGCCGCGCUUGCUGCAGCCCAUCAUUCUUGCUGACGUGGUGAUCCUGCUUUUGCUCUCCUUGGCGAGCGCCGUGUUGACGAUGUUGGGUCAAGCUGCAAUAUCCGCGGACUUGAUUCGCUUGAUUUAUCAGCUGGGGACAAGCAGGCUGAGGCAGCUGUGGGCGCAAGGGGUUGCGGCCUUCCUCAAGGGCAAGGGCCUGCAGCCAAGAUGCCAGCACGACGACACGGAUCCCGAACUCGCAUGUGGAGCUGCAGCUCGCUUGAUCCUCCAAGUUCUGAGCGACAGGACUUCCAAGACGUGCCGUCAGCCGGAGACGCGGCUUGAGUCCGGCGAGCUGCGGAAGACGGAGCUGGGGGGCGUCUUCGGGGAGGUGGACCAACUCCUGUGCGCCCUGGUCUCUGCCGUCGAUGGCUUGCGGGAGAGCGCACAAAGCAUCCGCAAGAGUGAGCUGCGUCGGCAGGUCCACGAGAUUGAUCGGCAGGCCCAGGACUGGGUUGGCAAGGUUGAGAAGGAUGCUGUUGAGAGCCUCACCGGCUACCGCGACGGAAUGGACACGAUGAUGGAGGUGCACGUGGUUGGGCUCAGCCAUCACAGUGCCCCAGUGGAGGUGCGCGAGAAGCUCGCGGUGGCCCAAGCAGAGUGGAAUGCCUAUGCUCAGGAAUUGGUGGACUUCGCCAGGACGAAGAACGGUUACUUGGUGCCAGAAGUGGCAGUUUUGUCCACGUGCAACCGCUUCGAGCUCUACUUCGCCUCCCCGGAGCUGAAGAAGUUCGCCGCCCUGGAGGCGGUGAAAGCUUUCCUCAGCCACAAGUCGGGCCUGUCUCGCGAGGAGCUGGAGCCGUACCUCUUCAGCCACAACGGGGAGUCUGCUUGCUUGCACCUCUUCGAGGUGAGCAGUGGGCUGGACUCCUUGGUGCUGGGGGAGGCCCAGAUCCUGUCGCAGGUGAAGGCCUGUCACGAGCAUGCCAUCCAGAGGCAGGAGGGCGAGCAGCUGGAAGGGUGCGGCGGAAAGAUCGUGGCCAAGAUGCUGAAUGCAGCGAUCCGCAUGGGCAAGAUGGUCCGCACUCGCACGAAGAUUGGCAAGGGAUCGGUGUCUGUGUCCAGUGCUGCUGUGGAGCUGAUGAUGUCGAGGGCGAUGCAGGAUCUGCGGAAGCCGGCGAGCAAGCUCCACGUGUGCAUCAUUGGUGCAGGCAAGAUGUCAAGGCUUUUGCUCUUGGCGCUCUUCAGCAAGCACCCAGACAUCAAGGUGACUCUGGUGAACCGAUCUGUGGACAAGGCCCAGGAGGUGCUGGAUGAUGAGAUGGUGAAGAACCGCGGUGGCGUCAACGCCACGGUGGCGCCACUGGAUCAGAUGUUCGAUGUGAUGCGCGAGAGCGAUGUAACCUUCACGGCAACUGGCAGCAAGGUGCCCAUCAUCUAUGCAAAGGAUCUGCAGAACUUAGAGAAGAACCUCAUGCUGGUGGACAUCUCUGUGCCGUUGAACGUGGCCUCGGAUUGCACGGAGGCCCAACGAGUCACUUCCUACUCCGUGGAUGACCUCAAGAAGGUGGUCGAGGCGAAUGCCUCAAAGCGGCAAGCAGAAGUCGAGAAGGCGAAGAAGCUAAUUGCGGAGGAGGUUAGGAAGUUCAAGUGCUGGCAGGCCUCCCAGGGAGCCGUGCCCUACCUCGCAGCGCUGCAGGCCAUGGCUGAGAGGAUCCGCCGAGAGGAGUAUGCAAAGAUGGAGCACAAGCUUCAGGGCCUGCAGGACAAGGAGAAGGAGGCCUUGGACAAGCUGACAAGGCACAUUGUCGACCAGCUGUUCCGCCCUGUCUACUAUUCCAUGAAGGAAGAGGAGAAGCUGUCCGAGAAGCGCAGCAAGAUCCUGGCUCUCAAGAACAUUUUUAGGCUGGAGCCCUUGUACAAGCGCGGACUCUUGACCAGCCCACAGGCAGCUCAGCUCAACGCAUGAGGCUGCAGCACUUGGGAAAAGCAAGCAGAGGCAUGCACAGCUCGUUGGGCUGAGACAUCCAUGUGCGACAUUGAGGAAUGCAGCCCCCGGACGGGGAAUUUCCUUUUUUUAAGGGCCGUGAGAGGCUGCCACUCGGGCUAGCGCAGCUCUGGAC